This is a messenger RNA of Condylostylus longicornis, 4040 nucleotides long. RefSeq lists its product as uncharacterized. NCBI's taxonomy places the organism in Eukaryota, Metazoa, Arthropoda, Insecta, Diptera, Dolichopodidae. The transcript has 4 exons. The coding region runs from base 162 to 3743 and encodes 1193 amino acids. The record is from RefSeq and is a predicted model, not a curated record.
UAAAUAUUUAUAACUUACAUCGCACUGUAAGUGACAGAAGCUAAUCAUUUGCAGAACACCAACGCCAUCAAGCUUUCGGGCACACAAGUUAAAACCGGAAAUCAAAGUUUUCUUCAAGUUAAGAGUUAUUGAACGUUAUAAAAAUCGCACAAAUUUUAAGAAUGGCAGCAAACUUAGUUUUAGAUCUGAACCAAUUAAAUAAUAAGUUAUUGAAAGAUGGAGAGAAACAUCAAUUGGUGAACACAAUAACAAAACAAUUUAAGGCUAACAAAUAUAGUAAAGCAGAAAUUUGUGAAUUCUUGAAUCCCAGAAAAAUUGGAAUAUAUGAAAAAUUCUUUAAACGGCUUUAUAUAAACAUUUUAAUUGAAACGAAAAAUGAUGAUAUUCUCAUUCAAUCCUUAUUAUCGGAAGAUGAAGAAAUUAUUGAUACAAUUAUUAAGCGUUGUGAUUUUUUUUGGGGAAAUCCAAAUUAUUCUAUAAAAUUUUUAAACGAAAAAAUUUUUCCACAAAUUUCAUAUUCACAAAGAAAAGAAAUUCUUAAAGCUGUACAAAGAAACAUAAAAGAUCCUGAAUAUUCAAAAAAUUGUUUUGAUCAAUUGAAUACAAUUUAUGGUAUUGAGACAGCCCGACCAUUUUUGAAAUUUUGCACAUUAGAUGUAUGGAUUGAAACACUUAACAGGAAUGUAUUUUUAAAUGAGAAAGAUCUUUUAGAUAUUAUCAGAACUCGUCCGAAAGAUGUUUUACAUUAUAUUGAAGCGUUAGUAGAACUUCAUAAAAAAGAAAAACUCCCAAAUAAUUGUUCUUUAAAUGAUUAUUUGAACAUUUUUUUGAAAUUGCUUGAUUUAUAUCCACAAGAUGCUUUUAAAUUAAUUGAUAGAAAAAAAGGUGUUUUAAGUUCAUUUAAAGCCAGCAGAAAAUUAACAAAAAAGUUGAUUAAAUUAUUUUCUGAUUUUGUAUUGGCCGAUGCAGAAUCAGACAGAUAUAAUCAAUUUAUUAUCAUGAAAUAUCUUACAAAAGAGCAACUGGAAAUAUAUUUAAGUGAACUUUUUCCUAAAAAUAAUCCAAAUUCUGUGUGUAUUCCAGAAAUAAAUUAUCAAGUAAGUUGUUACAUUGAUAAAAUAAAAAGUAAUAAAGUAAAACUGGAUAUUAUUCAAAAAUGCUAUAAACGGGUUUAUGGUAAAGAAUUGCUAGCCAAUAAGAAUAAUAUUAAUUUGGAAUUACUAAAAUGGAUGGAAGACAAUGAUUUGAGACACAUGUAUGCAAUGGAAAAAUUUGAAAAUACCGUUAAUAGUGAUGAAAAUGUUAAACCUUCAGAAUGGAUUCCGUUUAUGAAAACUGAUGUAUCAAUUCCCAAAUUAAAAGAAUUAAUUCAGACUUCAACCAAUGCUACAGAUCGUAAAGAGUUUCUAAAAAAUUUGAUAUUUACAUGUGUAAUAAAUAAAGAUUCGAAAGCUUUGAUUGAAACAUUAAAAUAUGUAAACACAAAAUUCAAAAAUGAACAAAUUUCUGUAAGGAACAAUUGUAUUUCAAUAUUGGGUUUUGGUUUGGAAAAAAAUUUAAUUACUUAUAAUCCAGAACAUUGGGAAGAAAUUUACAAUAUGAUAUAUAAUUUCGAUCUGAAAUCCGAACUAAAUGGAUAUACUGCUAAUAUUCCAAACAUUAUUUUUACGGAGGCAUUAAAGUAUUCAAGUAAAGAUAAAACUUUAUUCAAAAACUGGUUUCGACUAUUCUGUCAGCAAGCAUAUUAUCAAGAGGCGUUCAAUGAAAUUUUAAAAACUAAAAGUAAAAAGAUAUUAGAACUGGCAUCAGAAUGUAUAGAUGAAAAAAGCAGUGAAUUUUUAUUAGGAUGCUACCAUACUUACAAUAAAGAUCAUCCAAAGGAUACUUUAAAUAUAUUUGGAUAUGAAUUUGCUUUGCAAUGUUGCAAAAGAAAAAUCAAAGAUAAAGAGGAAAAUAAUCUUUAUUUACUAUCUGAGCUGAUAGAUUUUCUUGAAAAAGAUCGAAAUAUUGCUAAAUAUUUUAAUAACGAAAUUACAACACUUAAAAAAGAAUAUAUUACAAGCGUCAAUGACGUUGGUUGUUUCCCAAACUUUGCAAAAUACGCAAAAUGUCACAGCGAUUAUAUUCCAAUGAUAGCGCCAAAAAUAUGUGAUGUCUAUAUAAAUUUUCUUAAACAAAGGCACAACUCGUUUUGUGUGAAAAUGUACUGGUACCAAUAUAUAAAAAAAGUACCUGAAUUAGAAACUGCAUUUCACAAAAAGUUGUAUGAAAUUUUGAAAAACAAAGAAACUGACGAAUUGAAAGAGUACGCUAUAUGGAUAUUGUCUUCACAUUUAACAAAUGAUGAGUUUUUCGAAAUAGUGAAACCCUAUUAUCCUAAGGAAAAGGCACCUAAUACUGAAAGUGAUGAAUGCCAGUACAAGUUUAUGUACCAAAAACGAAUAGCUUACAGUUUAAAAAGAUUUAAAUCCGAUCCGGAAACUCUGAAUGCACUAAAAGCUUUUUGUUAUGGAGAUUAUUUACAAUGGACAGUUGGAAGUCUUAACAGUAUUUGCAAAAAAAUCCCUUAUUAUAAAUCAAAAGAGUUUCUUGAAAAAUGUAUCAAUGCGCCUGUUUCGUUCAGAAAACACGUUUUUAGACUUCUGUAUACGAUUUUGAAUAAAAAUUCAUCAGUUAUUCUAACAAACGAAAACUGGACUAAAGAAAAAAAUCCAACAACAAGAAAAAUUUUGUUACAAACCAUACUUAAAUAUUUUAUGAAUGAUUUUGAUAAACUGACUUGGUGGAAUAUAUUGGAAAAUUGCAUAAACCAAUUAAGUAGUAAAGACAAAGAUAUGAUUGAAAUUUUGGCUAACACCAACAACAUUCCAUUUGAUUAUUUAUCACAGUAUGUAGAAUUAAUAUAUAAAAAAAUUUUGAAAAUCGAAAAUGAAGUACCUGAUCUUCAAAAAACAAGAUUUAAAAUGUUACACAACAUAAAUUUUAAAAUAAACUAUAUGUCGAAAGAUUUCAUUGAAGAUCUAUUAAGAGAAAACUUUUUGAAUAUAAAAUUACAUCAAUCUGUUUGUUCCAAUUACUCAAUAAUCGCGGCGAGCUAUUUGUUUUCGAACAAAACAUCUAAAUCUGACGUAGAAGAAAGAAUUAAGUUGAUUUUUGAAAAGAUUAAAUUGGCAUUUAAAAAUUGGAAUUCAUAUGAUGAAAACAACAAUGUUUAUUUUGUAAGAGAAUUAAUAUUUGACUUUAUAAAUGAAGUAAUUCGAAAAAUUUUGAACCUUGAUAUAGAAGACAAAGAUUAUAUUAAUUUUAUGAUUUUAAAUUUUGUAAAAUCGUUAAAAGAAAUUUUCGAUCCUUCGAUUUACUUAUAUUCAUAUUAUAUCCAUUUCGAAUUAAUUUUAAUUUAUUUUGAUGUAGACAAAAAUUUAUUAGAGUUUGGUAAACAGAUUCGUGAUAUAAUUGAUAGAGAAAUCCAAAGGUACGGAACAAUUUCAAUAUUUCAGUUAACCAAAGAGUUUCAACGUUUUUACGAACUUCUUGAAAUUGAUGAUGAUAAUGAAAAUAAUAUAACAGAUAUUAUUGAUGGGUUAUUAUAUGAACCGUUACCAUUUUGUGAAUGCGCUUUAGUUGUACACUUUUUAUUAAAUGUCCAAAAUGCUGUUAAGGAUAGUGAUAUAAAGCGAAAGUAUAAUGAAAAAUUGUUGGAAACAGAAGAGAAGAGAAUAAGGUUGUAUUUAAACAGCAACUAGUUAGAAAUUGAACACAUUCUUUGGUUAAAAAUUUGUAAAAUUUCACAAAAUAAGUGUGUCACUUAAUUUAUUUUAAACUUGUAAAUAUGUAUAUGUAUAUAAAAAUGGUAAAGAAAAAUAUGAAAUGUUUCAAAUUUGAAAAAUGCAAAUGCUAAUUAAUAAAUAAUAGGUAUGAAAAUAUCUACAUAUGUACAUAAUAUUUGUAAUUAAAAUCUUAUCUUCACUUAACAUAAUUAAACAAUUUUGUAAAAUAAACAUAUAAGGUUUUCUAAGCCUUCAAAGAUACGAUUUUUAUCU